GGAGAGGAGAGGAGGGGCAGGGCGCGUGUCGGGCUGCGCGGCCGCCUCCGGCUCCUCCAGUCUGGCCUCAGAGCGGUGGGGAGCUCAGGGGGCUCCCACGCGGGGGCUCGGCCGGCCCGGCUCGCUCCCCCGCGGGCGGCGGGCGCUCCUGCUGGCAGGAGGCCGACUCACUCCCUUUGUUCUUUCUCUUCCCCCUCACCUCCCACUCCCCUCCUGUCUCGUGGUGGCGGCUCCUCCCGCCGGAGGCUGUCGGGCUGCUCGGGAGAAGGGGAGGGGGGAGGGGAGGGGGGAGGAGGAGGAGGAAGGCGCUGGAGCUUUCGGGGCGUCGGGGGCGAUGGCGAAGAUCAGGGUGGCUUACGAGUACACGGAAGCGGAGGACAAAAGCAUCCGGCUAGGCUUGUUCCUCAUCAUCUCGGGCAUCGUGUCGCUCUUCAUCUUCGGCUUCUGCUGGCUCAGUCCCGCCCUGCAGGAUCUGCAAGCCAAGGCGGCCAACUGCACGGUGUUGUCGGUGCAGCAGAUCGCCGAGGUGUUCGAGUGCACCUUCACCUGUGGCGCCGACUGCCGCGGCACCUCGCAGUACCCCUGCGUCCAGGUCUAUGUCAACAACUCCGAGUCCCACUCCCGGGCGCUGCUGCACCGCGACGAGCACCAGCUGUUAACCAACCCCAAGUGCUCAUAUAUCCCUCCUUGCGAAAGAGAAAAUCAGAAGAAUUUGGAAAGUGUCAUGACUUGGCAACAGUACUGGGAAGAUGAAAUUGGUUCUCAGCCAUUCACUUGCUAUUUUAAUCAGUAUCAGAGACCCGAUGAUGUGCUUCUGAAGCGCACCCAUGAUGAGAUCGUCCUACUGCACUGCUUCCUCUGGCCCCUGGUGACCUUCUUGGUGGGAGUACUUAUCGUGGUGCUGACCAUCUGUGCCAAGAGUCUGGCUGUCAGAGCUGAAGCUUUGAAAAAGCGGAAGUUCUCCUAAAGGGAAAUGGCGCCAGAGAAAGGAUCCAAAGAUCAAAAGGAGAUGAGGGGGAGAUGUGUCAUACACCACUCUCUUCCUCAUCACCUCCUCAGCCCCUGCAAAGCCCUGUCAGCCUCUUGGGAAAUGUGAGUGUGGCCAGUCUCCCAGCAAGGACUCCUAUGAGAAGGCUCCAUGAGUUAUCUCUGGAAGGCUUGUCCUCAAAGGCAGCGAGAAUGAGCAGCCCAAAGACUCAGAAUCACACGUGUUGUAUUAGACAUUUCUGAGCGAUGGCUAACGUGCUGAGCUCUUAGCUAUGUGGAAUGACCAUUUCAGAAAAUCCUGUAGAUUUAAUUUCAUUUGAAAACAAACAAACAAACAGCAUUCUACCAUUUGGUAUGAUGUAGAAUACAAACCAUCGUGACUAAUGCUAUUUAAAAUAUUAAAGCAGAGUGGUCUGAUUCUUUUUUAAUGUCUGCUUUCUCUCCUGAAUGCAGAGCACUGAGAGGUAAGGUUCUUUUAUAUUUCAUAUAAUUCUUGUGGAUCAAAGUUUCAUUUUUCUGUGAGGAUUUCUGCACAAAACUGGACCUAACCAUACUAACCUCCGUUAUUUCUCUUAUAAAAUGGUAGUAAACAUCUGUCUGGAGUAAUCCCAGUCCCUUCAUUAAAAGCAGCCCUUAAUUCUUAAAGGUUGGAAUAGGAAUGCAUUUCUAUUGGCACCAGUGUUUUUGUGACACUUAAGAUGAGUUUUUGGAUUAGGAAGAAUUCUCCUAAAACCGAAUUCCCUCUGCCCAAAUAUUGGUUCAUGAUAGAGAUCUUACGAAGAGAGAGUGACUCAAACGCUGUCUUUCCACUCCCAGAAAUGUUGGGAUUUAUUAGGUAUCCCUUGUGUCAGAGUAACUCUGUGUGUGUGUGUGUUUGUAGGUGGGGGCAGAGGAGGUUCUCUCUUCUCUUGGCUGAUAUGCCCAUACUCAAGAUACUUGCAGGGCAUCCAUCAGUAUCCUGAAACGACCCUUCCCCACCCCCUCCUUUUGGAGGCUUACUGUUCACAAUAUGACAAGAAAGUUUUAAUGGAAGAAGGAAAGAAACAAAACAGAAACCCUUGAAUGAUCAUUAAUCCUAAGGAUCAAGUCAUUUACUAGAUCCAAAACUAAUGUGGAUUGACUAGGGCUUUGCUCCCAGGCAACCAAGGUACUGAGAGAAAUUAUAUUCUUUUAGUAGGAAAUAAUUGAGCUUAGAAUCUAAUUAAUGAAAAGAGUUUGUCUAACAAGCAUUUAUUAAGCACUUAUGAUGUACCAAGUACUGUGCUAGGUCCUUGGGAUACAAAGCAAAAAUGAAAGUCCCUCACCCUCAAGGAACUUAUAUUCUAUCUAAUGAGAGAUGUACAUCUUAGAGAGGGCAUGCUGGCACACCCUGGUAUAAGCAUUCCCACUAGGCCUGUCUCUAGAAGCAUACAAAUAUAUCAGUACAUAUACACACGUACAGAGCUUGAGACAGAUGUGCCAACACACCCUGGGAUGAGCAUUAAUUAACACUGGCCGCCUUCUCCUUGUGGCCACUCUCUUAUUCCUGCCUAUGAUGUACCUAAAUAAAUUUAUACAAAAUGAAUACAAAGCAACUGGGGGUGGGGAGAGAUACUAGUAGCUGGAGGGAACAGAAAAGUCCUAAUAUAGAAGGUAGAUGAUACUUGAGCUGAGCUCUGAAAGAGAGUUGGAGAUGAAGAGCAAGCACAUUUCAGACAUGAAGGGCAGCCUGUAUGAAAGCACACAGACUGGUGAUGGAGUGUUGUAUGUGUGUAAGAAAGAGCUAGAAAGCCAUUUGACAGGCCCACAGUAUAUAUAAAGGGAAGUAAUAUGACAGUGGAGGGCAUUAAGGACCAGACAGAGGAAUUUUUAUUUAAUUCUAGAGCUACAGUUAAGAGCUACUAGAGUUUGAUGAGCAGGGGAGUAACACGGUCAGGUGUUGUUUCAGGCUUGGAGCACAGAGUGAGGGAAUCAUCCACUUAGAGAUAAUUAAGACCAAGGGAUCUGAUGAGAUUAGCAAAGCAGAGAGUGUAGAGAAAGGAGAGGAUGCACACUAUAGAGGUGUACAUCCACAGUUGUGAGGCAAGAUAUGGGACAUGGUCCAAUAGAGACUGAGGAGGAGUGAUCAGACAGGUAGGAGAACCAAAAGACAGCGGUGUCAUGAAAACUAGAGAAGAAGGUAUCCAGUGGAAGAGGUUGGUAAACAGUAUGAAAUAGUGCAAAGAGACAGAGAAGGUUGAGAAGUGAACAGGAUUUCAUAUGGUAAUUAAGAGAUCAUUGGUAACUUCAGAGAGAGCAGCUCUAGCUGAGUGAUGUGAUUGGAAGAUGUUGCAAAGGGUUGAGGAGUGAGAAGAAAUGGAGGAAAUGUUGGAGUGUCAACCGGUUUUUCUAGGAGCUUGGUUGUGAAAGGAGGAAAAAUAUAGACCAAUGGCUUGAGAUGGUAGAGUCAAGUGAGGAUUUUUCAAUUAAAAGAAAAAGCUACCGAAAGGGAAUGUCUUUCCCAUCCCUCCAUACCUACUCUCCCCACUCCCCUGCUCCUUUCCUGUCCAGCUGUGACCUGAUGCUUCUGGAUAAGAGGGCAGGCUUUUUAGCAUCAGCUUCUCAGCUGCCUCCAGGUGUCCUAGGGUCUCCACCCAGCUGGAGUCUGUCUCUGUCUCCACACCAUAGAUGCAAUGUCCUGAGACCUUUUCCUCACUUCUGGACUGAAUCGUUGACUUAAGGGUGCAUCUUAUACUUCUUGCCACAGGGCAAUUUGUGAAGCUUAUUCUGGGUUAUCCCAAAUUGCCAAUUAUAUAGCUCUGUCAGAGUUGAUAUUAUAAGAGCUCCUCUAAGGAAGGCCCUCCAAAUCCCUGUCUUCACCCACAGCUCUCCGAUGGUUGAGGUUGUGGUUCUGGGUGUGGGGGGGGGCGCUCUUUCUCCCUGCUUCCUGUGCCCUAAAAGAGGGUUACCCCUUCUACACAUCUCAGACAAAAUACAAAGCAAACUCUAGGGUUUUCUGUCUUUUGAUGCCUUCUCUCCAGUGCAGGAGAAGGGAUAAAUUUCAAGAGUUUUUCUGGCCUUGUCAGGGCCUCUGAUCCCCUUUCUUGGUCUCUUUCUUCUCAUUCCCUUUCCUUUCUCAAGCUUCCCUGGGGACACUCCUCACCCUCACUCCCAACUGCACCUCACCACUCUUCCAAUGUCUCCUAAUCAGUGUGAACCAAGAUAACUUAAACAU
This is a messenger RNA of Phascolarctos cinereus (koala), 4180 nucleotides long. It is a transcript of the gene KCNMB4, whose product is annotated as potassium calcium-activated channel subfamily M regulatory beta subunit 4. Gene Ontology annotation, cellular component: voltage-gated potassium channel complex; membrane. Lineage: Eukaryota; Metazoa; Chordata; Mammalia; Diprotodontia; Phascolarctidae. Gene Ontology annotation, biological process: potassium ion transport; detection of calcium ion. Gene Ontology annotation, molecular function: potassium channel regulator activity; calcium-activated potassium channel activity. The record is from RefSeq and is a predicted model, not a curated record.